AUGCCGACGCGUAUAAUCGCUCUCCCGGACUUGCGGGGGACGCUUUCGCGUACACGCGUGCUUUUUUCGGGAGAAGACGCAGACUCUGGAGGGGGACGCGCGUCAGAGGACCAAGUGAUAUUUUCUCCUCUUUUUUUUUCUCCGUUUUUGGGCUGAAUCGCGAGCGAGAGAGCGAGACGUCUCUAUUCUCUAUUUCGCGCUGACGCUGGCGGACGAUUGGGUUAAUGACACCUCUUGGAGGCCAGAAUCAAUACCUCAUUGCGCGGGGGUCGUUACGUAACUGUUUGUCUUUGAUAGAGCUUUCGGGAGCUUUUUUCCCUCAACGCUCGCGGACCGUUGGUACAAGCGCCCGCGCGCGCAGUGUUUGAUCGCGUGUCUGUGUUGGGAUAGUCGGACGCGUUCACUCUGUGUAAGUAAAGGUCAGGGCAGUUUUUAAAGCCUCCUCGGCCCGCGCUGCAAGAUCAUGGACGUGCUACUGCUGCGCGCUUAUUGAUUUUUCGGAGCGCUCUUUUUUUAGCCGCCUUAGUCCCCCGCUUAUCCGACUCGCACAUACGCGCGAUGUUCCAUCGAUCGACUGGUUAUACACAAAACUCGUCAAUUAUAAAUAAUUGAUACGUGCGCGCACUGCCUGGGUAUUAAUAUGAUCGGGAACGAUGUCGCGUUAUACGGCUCGGUUUAUGAUUUUACAUCAGCGCCGCGUAAGAGUAACAGCGAGUGCACACGUGUAGCCAACGCGUGCGCGCGAGCUUUGUGCUUAACGCAUAAUUAAACCGAAAAAUAAAUUUCGCCCGUCGUUAUUUCCCCUCGUUAAUUCCGUCCGUUCGACAGUCGAAGAAUUAAUUCUCCGGCCGUUUGAUUUACCGGCCUCGGAGCGCUUAUUUGUUGUUCCCGAUUAUUGUACGGGAAAAAAUUCGUCGAGAAGCUAUACGGGGAAAAAAUUGAUUUUUCACGAAAACUCAAGCAGUAUAACUGCCGCUAGCACGCGCGGACGCAGCGUCCGCGGAGACUCUUCUCUCUCUCGUCGUCGUCGUCGUCCCCCUCCCGAUGUCUUUUAUCGGCACUGGCGGCCGGAGCCGGCAAUUUUUUAUGCGGCCUUUCAGAGAAGAAAAGCGAGCCCUCGUGUCCGUGUCCCUCCCUCCCCCCACGUCUCGUCGUCGAAAAGCCCCCGUGUAAUGCGUACGCGGCUCGGCGUAGCUUCUUUUCUUCUUCUUCUACUUCCACCGCAACUCGUUCUCCGAUCGAGAGGCGGGUGUAUCAUCUGGCUCUGAUGGCCGUGAGUAAGCGGUAUUCUUUUUCCCGGAGUUAGCACUUGGCGCUAUUUUACCGAGCUAUAAAUCACGGCCUGGGAGAGUCAUAGAAUUAUUAAUAGAUCGCGCGCGCGCGUGAAUCGCGACACGAGCCGGGAUUUUUAGCUGCAGCUUCUGAUUAACGAUGCUUUUUUUUCUUCGCAAAACGAGUUACGCUGCAGCGAGGAGACGAAAACCGCGCGGGUAUUCAAAGAGCCUAUUGAAAACAGGCGGCUCGAGUGAAAAGAACGUUUCGGGUUUCUUCCUUUUCACCCCCCCCCCUUCCAGCAGCCAUAAUAGUCUUGUGCUCGGUGAAAAAGGAAGCCCGGCUUCGCUCCCCCUGCGGUCGGGCGGUGAAAAGCCAGGCCUCCUCGGGCCAAUCGUGUAUCGGGCGAAAAUCGCGUUCCACGCGAAAACUCGCCGGUGAAUAAAAAGUGAAGAGAAAGAGAGAGAGCUCUCGAGCUCAGAGCCAAGUUCGCUCGGACGCUUUAUAUAGUAGCCGGAAAAAGCACAUACAUACACGGAGCGACAAAGAAAACGCAACGUAGUCGUAACUUUUGCGUGAAAGGAUCCUUAUCUCGAGACGGCUACGUAUACGCCGGUCCGCCCAGCAGCCGGCCUGUCAGCCGUAAUUUAUACCAGCGCGUUUACGUGUUUGCGGCGGUGAAAUCAAUUUUUUUUCCCGUUAUUCGGUUGGAUUUCGAAAAAAAAAAGAAGAAGAGCAACUCGACUCGAGGCGUUUCCGAAAAGGCCGUAAAUUUCGAGCCAAAACUCGGACAAAAGCGAGUCAACUUUCCCUUCGCGCGCAAAACAAUCGCAAAAAGUCCCGCGCAUUGUCCGCGUCAUGCAGAAACUCUCGCGGACUUGGCUCCUUUCCCUCACUCUCUCUCUCUCUUUUCUACUUCUUGAUGACCCCAAUUUACGACGCGGCUUAUACGCCCCCCCCGCGCGCGCGUGUGUAUGUGAAACUACUGCUCUCCCGCGCGCAGGAACUCGAAAAUAACUCGGGAGAAAAUCCGAGAAACAGGCGCCGCGGCUGAUCCCCUGCUACUGCUGCUUCUCGCUCCGACGCAGUCCUUCCUUCCUUCCUCUGUUUUUCCUCGGAGAGCGCGAAUCAGCGGAAUUACUUCUUCUUCCGCUCUUCCUCCCAUGCAGAUGGAUUUCGGAUAGCUCCUGAGAUUUCUCCUCUUUUAGCUUCGCUCUGCUUUGGAAGAGUCGUAAAAACCGGAUCACUUGUUGUCUAAUAUAAGGAGACUCGGUCUCUCUCGAGCUAGCUAUUCUGAUUUAUCGCUUUGCUGCCUUCCAAUUCCUCACGGCGUGCAGUCGCUGACCCCCGGAUGCUCUAGAAGCCGCGGCUAGAGGAUUGUUCGGGAGGGAUGAGCCGUCGUUAUACGGAGCGUAACACGCGGCGGAUUCGAGCUGCUGGGAAAAUUACUUUUCAAUUUGCCCUCUUUCUUUCUCUCUCUCUGUUGCAGGAAGUGCUGAGAGUGCGCGGUGAGAGAGAGAGAGAGAGAGAGACAGAGACAAGGAAUCUCAAGGUGCAGCGGGAUCGCGAUAGCUUGUGCGUUUGAGGAUCAGCGCCACACUAGAUCAUCUCCGAGAGGCAAUUGGAAACAGCUCGGAUGAAGAUGGCACGAGUCUUCGGCAUGAGAGGUUCAUGCUGGAUCCUUUACAGCGGUAUCCUCGUCGCGCUGCUGACGCCGGGGCUGUCCUGCCGGCAGAGCGAGUUCCAGUGCUCCAACGGCCGCUGCAUCGGUCUUAAUAAGGUCUGCAAUCUCGUCGACGAUUGCGGCGAUAAAAGCGAUGAACAACAGCAGUGCUCGCCCUGCAACAGAACGUACUACGGGGACGUCGGCAAGACUUACGACCUCGAGCUGCAUCGUCCGAAGGAAGACAAGGUGCCUUACAUCUGCAGGCUCACGUUCAGCGCACCCGGCGGCGAUCUCGGCGAUAUUGUUCAGCUGACGUUCGACAGCUUCACGCUCGGGAAAUUCGUGUCGUUCACGGCGGCAGGCUGCCCGGACGGCUCGCUCCAGAUAUCGGAGGCGAAUCGGCCGGACGUCGGGGGCCACUGGUGCGGAUCGUCCCGGGGACCAGCCAUCUACUACAGCGAGACCUCGGCCGUCUCGAUAACGCUGCGGCUCCUCAGGCUCAGCAAGGACCAGACGGGAUUCAAUUUCGACUUUCGCAUGGCCUACAAGAUGAUCCGGCGCUCAGACGCCGUCGUGCGCUAUCAGAAUCCCUUCGUCGGCGUGACCGAGCCCACGACUCCAGCGAGCAGCAGCCGUCCUACGACAUCUCCGAGCUCGAACUUCACGACCGCGUCCAACGACAGCAGCAGCAGCGGCAGCGGCACCACAUCAAAAGCGUCCAAGGCCUCGGGCAAGUUGGGCAAGACGACGCCGAUGCCGACGACGAGUAGGAUGACGCCGACGCCGCGCACACCGCCCACGGCGCAGAUCGAGCCGACUACGAGGAAGCCCAGCCCCGAGCAGUACUUGGGCGAGCUCAUAUCCGGCACCUACUGCUCCAAGACCUUCAGCGACUGCGACAAGAAGCGCUGCCGACUGCAGUCGCCCAACUUUCCCGGACUCUAUCCGAGGAAUCUCACCUGCUACUACGCGAUUCGGCAGCACGAAGUGCCCGAGGGCAAGCAUCCUUUAAUAUCGGUGAGGCAGCCCCGGGGUCAGUUGAUCGCGGUGCGAUCGAAGCCGCCCACUCAAGGCGAGCCGCCUCCCCGGGAGCUCCGGCUCUGGAACGACUGCGACCUCGUCAAGGACCACGUGACCAUCUACGACGGCUACAACACGAUGGAGCCGGUGAUACUGAAGUUCUGCGGGGGCGGCGAGCCGCUGCCGGAGGUCGUCAGCAGCGGCAAGGACCUUCUGGUGGUGUUCACGACCUCGCCGUACGGCACCUUCCUGCACCCGUCGCCGCCGCACUCGCUCCACGGCUUCCAGCUGGACGUGCAGGUCAAGUUCGUCGACGCCAACUCGUCGACGUACGUGAAGAGCAAGCGCUGCGAGUUCUGGCUGCGCGGCAACACCGGCGGCGUGCUCACCUCGCCGCGGCACUCGCUGCCCCGGAACAGCACCUGCCUCUACCACCUGCGCGGCGAGGGCAGCAGCUUCCCGACUCCGACCUCGCCGCGGCCCAUACCCAAGUUCCCGACCAAGGCCGACAUCAAGUGGGGCCGGCAGCAGCCGGUGCUGCCGCAGCCGCAGUUCCGCGUCUGGCUCUCGAUCCUCAAGUUCCACGUGGGCGCCUACCCCAGCCCCGCCGCCGACGACGAGUGCUCCACCACGCUCAAGGUCUGGGACGGCGAGAUGAUGCCGCUCGCCGCCGCCGAGUGCAACGACAUCUCCUGCGAGAAGGACGAGAAGGCGGCGCUGCAGGGCUCCCAGCUGCUGGCGGGCAGCAGCAAGUCCGGCAAAUCGGGCAAGUCCAGCGUGCAGGCGGCCAGUCGGCUGGCGAGCAACACGACCCUCCUGGCGCGCUACUGCAAGGACAAGGUGCCGCGGAGCUGCGACCACGCGAUCUUCCAGAACAGCAGCCGUCCCUGCUCGCUGGGGGAGAGCUUCGUCUCGACCGGCAGCAGUCUCACCAUCGAGAUCCUCGUCAGCGAGACGACCGCCCUCAGGCCGCUGGACUUUCGCGCCCUGUUCGAGUUCGUCGACCUCUACCAGGACGGCGACCCCUACGGCAACGCGGCCUGCUCGAGGGUCUUCUACAGCAGGAAUCGAGACAGCUAUCCGGACAGGACGUUUCGCGCGCCCAGGGAUAUCUUCCUCUACGGAAGGGGUGGGGCGAAGAAUUUGAGCUGCGUGUACCGGUUCGAGGGCGAGCACGACGAGGUGGUGAGGCUGCGGUUCAACAAGCUGCUCAACGGCAACCGCUCCUGCCGCAGCGUUUCCAGUUCCGAUUUCAAUCGACUCCUCUGCGUCGGCUCGACCGGCUUCUCUUUGAAGGUUAUGGAGUUGCCGUGGGCCAACGCGCCGCCGAUCCAGCGGGACUGCUUCUGCUCGAACCGCUCGCUGCCGAUGAGCUUCAAGUCCAAGUCGAACAUCGUCGAGGUCCACCUGAACGUCCACUCGAUGAACGCCCUCGACGACUACAACAACAUCUUCUUCGAGGCCUCCUGGGACUUCCUCAAGGCGACGCAGUGCCUGCAGAAGCGCCGGAUGCGCGGACCCUCCGGCGAGAUCAAGAACCGCUUCCCCCUCGAGGACGAGGACGAGAAGUACUGCGAGCGCAACCCCUGGCUGAUCGAGCCGGGCCCGGACCAGUACCUCUACGUCAAGGUGCCCGGCAUGAAGGCAUCGAACCGUACCAAGUGCGAGACGAAGAACCGCAUCGUGGUGCACACCGCCGGCGAGCUGUACGCGUCCGUCUGCCCGAGGCCGGGCCCGGACGCGCGGCACACCGUCGUCGAGGUCUUCAGCGACGGCUGGACCGUCAGCGACCGGGCGAUGAUGGUCGCGGCCGGCCGGGACGCCGCGCGCAGCAUCGCCGUCGAGUACAUCAUCCGGCAGGACGAGGAGGAGGAGGAGUACGGCGUCACGUGGCUCGAGCUCACCCGAAGACCGUCGUACUCGUCGGCGCUGGCCGGCUACCGGCUGGAGCACGACUGCGAGAACCGCUGCCCGGAGCUGGACGCCUGCAUCAACGCGACGCUCUGGUGCGACGGCGUGAGCCACUGCCCGACGGGCUACGACGAGGCGCUGGGCCACUGCUCGAUCCUGCUGCGGCUGCCGCCGCUUCACCUGGGCCUCGGCGCCAUCGCCUUCAUCUCGAUCGGCGGGCUGCUCUGCAUCGUCUCAUGGCGGGCCUGUCGACCAGGUCACGGCGGCCGCUCCAUCUCCCAGCACCGGCUCAAGAGCAUCUCCUCCGAGACGGCCAUCAUCGACGGCAAGGAGGUCAUCUGCUGACACAGCGAGAGUUCUGUGCGUUACGUCGAGAUCGACCGCGUCACCACCGUGUGACGAUCGUCGCUCGCUAAUCAUCCUGCAGCUAGCUCGAUCGGCGACGCUCGCGCGGGUACCAGGGCUUUGUAAAUCCGCGCUGAGGCUGGCCGAGGCGGUCGAGCGAAGAGGAUCUAACAGCUGCUACGUAACGUACAGAACUCGCAUAAGACGAUAUGCGCAAGUGGGAGGAGGAGUACACACCUUGUUAUCGGUUGACAAUGAUUUUACGCGGAUGUCUCUGAAUUGUUAUGGCCGGAAUAGCCGAGUGUGUGGGCUUGAUUUUUUAAACGUUCCGUUGUGUACUCGUAAGUUUUAUCCGCGAGGUGAACGCAAAGAUGGAUACCUUCUCUUAUUCGUCUCGACGAUCCGCAGUUUUGUCAAAUCCUACGUAUCGAGUGCGAUAUACUUUGCGUAUGUGUAAAAAUCGAACGGCAUCUCUCUCUCUCUCUCUCUCUCUCUCUCUCUCUCUCUCUCUCUCUCUCUCUCUCUCUAUCUAUCUAUCUAUCUCUCUAUCUCUCGUUCUCUAUCUCUAACUGAAAGUUGUUUGAAUUAGGUAUCCAACUUUCGAUUUAGGAAAUUAAGCUCUAGAUCACUUACUGAUGUGUACGACCAAACGAUAUAACUUUGAUUCCGAAGCGCGUGUAUAUCUCUCGUACCACUUCGGAACGCGCGACGCAAACACUCCUAUAUAUAUACAUAACAAAUAAGAAUGUACGGUAAUAGUGUAAAAUUAUUGGUAGAUGAAAAAUGACGUAAAUAUAGGUAGUCAGAACUUAUGUGAUAUAACUAAUGAAGUGACGAUUGACAAUUGAUGAAUAUUAUUGAAUAUUCAAGAUGAUACACGCUGUUUUUCUCGCGGAGCUGUGCUCCGGAACUGUUGGUCCGCCGGUUGUACGCGAGUCGAUGUAUUAUAUGCAUUCACCAUUACACACCUGCACGAAUAUAUAACACCAUCGACGUCUCGUACGAUCAGGCUCGUGCGUCUUGUUAAUAAUUGUAUAUAAUUCAAUGUACUCUGUUUGUAAUAACGAUACAUACGCGAGGCGACCAUGGCACAUCCGUUCUUUUUUUCCGCGAUAAUAUAACGAAGGAUUAAAUCAAACAGAGUAGUCUUACGAGCCAGAGGACGCGAAGCUCGUGCAUAACGUGGUCGCUUCUGAACUACUAGUCUUUAAGCGUUGAGCGUCUUCGAAACCUGUUCGAGUGAGCGCGAAGGGGAGGAAUCGAGAAGACUAUACACUUACUUGAAGGAUUUUGAGCUGCAAGAGGUGUUGAUGAGCGUCGUUGUAUCCCGCCGCGACAGACAGGGGCACUCCUAUAAUCAUAACCAAAGCCAAGCCGUCAAAAUCUCUGUCAUUUGGUGAAAUGAAAUGAGCAAUAACGAGGUGAGCGCGAGCGAGAUGGCUCGCGCGGUAUUUACACGUAUAUCAUUACUUCUAAAUUAAGAUAUUAUCGGCGGAUUCUUAGAAGUGCUCGUGUCUGCGAGUAUCAGUCGAAACGUGCGUAGAUAGUAGUGACCAGAUGCGAAGAAGGGGCCGAAAGAGUCAGCUAGCCAGAAACACCGCCAACGUAACACACACACAGUGCAUGCGCAAGUUGACGAAUCUUUAGCUAUACUGACGGAGCUUGCGGAGAACAAUAGCGAUUUGCUUUUACAAACACAAAGUUCACGAGACUCAUAAAUCAUACGACAUUGAAAGAACACCAAAAAGUAAUCAUCGUCGGUGUAAUACACACUAUGUAGUAAACGUCUAAUUAAAAAUCAACUGUCGGGAUGUAGAGAGACAAUCUUCGAGAAGGCAAAGUUAUACAAAAAAAGAAGGCUAAGGCAAGGAAGCACAAUUACGCUACUUUUACGGGGGCAUAAUUGAGUUCACGGUAUAAUUAAGUAACCUUAUAUCUUCCUCGCGCCGACCGAAACUUUAGAGUUUACAUUUUACGUUAUACGCGCUCCUACUUCAUUCCUCGAGAGUCCGGAAUUUAAUUUUAGGGACCAAGACAUGUUUUACAAGACUAAUUAACGUAUAAGUGCCAAAUUUCUCCUUCGAUUAUUCACCGCGAAAAAUUUUCUCGACGAUUCGUUCGAACUAUCGUUUAAGCGAAGAAAAACUGAAAAUUCGAUAUCGUCCAUAAUUUUUAAGAAUUCGGCUCGCGUAACGUAAAAAUCAGCAAAGCCGAAAAAGGCACAUGCGAAAGAGGAGAGGUCGGGUGAUUGAAGCGCGAGAAACUCGCUCGAGUUGGCAACCCUCUCGGUCAGCGCGCGCAUUAUAACGCGGAAAAAAUUUCGAAUUCCGAGCUCAAACUUUAUUCCCGGCUUUCGAUAUUAUAUUCGCCAGGCUUAUACACACACGAGAGGCUCGUAUACUAAUGGAAGCUCUUACCCGUCAACGAGUGCACUCAGUUUCUCAAAUAGUCGCAAACGCUCGUUUCACGCGGAUGUAAAGUACUUUCAUAGCGAAAAACGAUCGCGAUUUUUUCGCGUUAAAAACUGGAAGAAAAAUACCGGGUGUCCUGAAUCCUUAAAGCCGAGCUCUUCCAGCAUUGCGCAUAACAACGGCUCGUCGAGCUUUAACCUGUCCUCGUUUGCCCGGGCCGGCCGCGCGAGUAAUUUUCUCGCGAUAUUUCUCGCUUCGGCAUUGUUGCGCAGCUCUCUCUCUUUCUCUCGCCUCCUGAACAUAUACAUGCGCGUCAGCACAAUGCAGCAAAAAAAGGGCGAGAUUGUAAAAAAAGGGGCGCUGAACGAGCAGCUCCAAAUCAUCCUGGAACGCGCGCCAGUGUCACGUUUCGUCGCUAACUAACGAGCCUUCGCAAAAGCUAUUCAGAGAAAAAAGCCGGAAAAGGGGAGCGAAAUCCGCGAAAGCUGCGCAACUUUGCGCAAGCUCUUGGUCUAUCUCUCGUUGCGCGUGUAAUUUAAUAAACACGCGCGUGCGGCGGUGUACACGGACUCGCUGUAAUUAGACACUCGAGGAAGACCGAACGUUUGGCGCGAUUGGAUCCAGGCGAUGUUUCUUCUACUUUUCUUUCGAUUCGAGCUUUGAACUCGAUUUUUUUCCACUACCGAUGGUUUAUUGCCGAAGUUGGCUACGCGGUUUGCUUCGAGAAGCCUUUGUGGAAGUUGGCCGAGACGACUGUACAAGAAAAUCGCUGCAAUGAAAUAACUGAACGGUUCUGUUUCUACGUGCACUGCAACGCCACUGGCCUGGAUUCUUUGUAACUGACCGACAAAACACGAGAUAUUACUGAAAGUUCGAUAAAAGAAUGUAACCACUGCAGUCAAUGUUUUUCGUGAUUGCAAUAUCUUGAAUUUUCUUGGCAAUUCGAGUUUUUUUUCACGUGAAGCCAGUAAAAAAGUUCAGAAACAAAAGUUUCGAUUUGCCAGAGUAAUAUAAACGCGACUUUCCAUUGAAAUCACAUUUCACCUUCUAAUGAUCUCCUCAUUCUAAACGGAAAAGCGAACAAUAAUACUUUGCCUCGUGCUACAUAAACUGCAGCGUACAAAAUAAACAAACAAUAAACGUGCAUUUCUGCAUCGCGCACUUUUUUGGCAUUAACAUAUACUCAAGGCGACUCGAUCGCGCGUAAGCACACGAAGCUUGACCUUGAACCUGGGUCGAGCACAACAACAGAAUCAUAAUUAUAAACUUACGUGCUUAGGCGGUAGCAAUGGUUACUAUUGCAUUCGUAGAGACAGCUGAUGUGUGGAUUAGAGCUAGGACAUGUACAUGGCGAUAAUGAAGCAUCAGUUUUUCGACAUGUAAAUACACACACACACACACACACUCGCACGUAUACAGUAUACUUUGUGAAACGGUAUUACGUGCUUGGAUGCUGUUGGGCAUUUGCAAAUUUUGACGGACCGAUUUUGCUAGUCACUGUCAAGGUCUAUAAGCGAUGGAUAAUCAAAAGUCGUUGUCGAAGUUGUAAAUUAGACUAUUAAAACAAUUAUACCUGUACAGUUAAAAGAUAAAGAGGUUGUAGAGUGAGAGUAACCUUGAUAUAAAUGCUCGACUAUGUAUUGGUUUUGUUUUUAUCAGAUGGGCGACACAAUCAAAACGAUGUAUUUUACACACCAGCAAAUUAUUUUAAAAAAUAAUUAGAAGAUGAUAUUUUUUCAAAGACCACGAUUCGAGAACAAAGCUCGUUUUAUUGAGCAAAAAUGUGACAAGACAAGAGCGGUUCGUAAAAAUUUUCAAAAUUCCCAUGUCGGUGUUUGGAAAAGUGUAUCGGGUUGGAAAAGCGAAAAAGUAAACUAUAUUUGGACUCGACGGUUACCGACCGCUGUGCGUUUUAUUGCAAUUGUAAAGUUGUAAAGCAUAUCUAGUACGAGUGUGAAUCAGUGAUUCUCCUUUGACUUUCUAGUAGAGAAUAUUUUAUUUCUUUGAUUCUCUUCGCGAUGUGCAAGUGUUCAAGUGUUCAAGUGUUCAAAGUGAAUGUCUACUUUGAUAAAAAUACGAAAAACUUAUACUGCCGUUUCAAUAGUAGCGAAAUUGUUUGCAUACAUUAGAGGCUCCCACUUCAACACGCGCUCGGUUUAAAAAUAAGCAUAAUGUUCAGAGAAACAGGAAAUGUCGAAAAUGUAAAGGAUGCGCAAAUAUUGCGAGGCUCCUUUUACUGCCCUAUCUAAUUGAAAUUGAUGUUGAGCUCGGAGAAUUGAACUCGACGUGUUUCCGUCACGAACAGCACGAGCGAACUGAUAAAAUGCAUUCAAAUAUCUUGUAAUAUUGAGGAAUUAGAACUCACUGACUGAUGAUGAAUAGAAGCUGUAGCUCAAUGAGAUGAUCAUUUGUUACGCAAAAAUCAGAUUGGUUCAAUAUAGCGAAUUGCGCGGGUUCCAAACUCUUUCGAAGACUGACGACAGUUCGUCAAAGGAGGUAUAAUAGAUUAUGAAAGAAUACAUUAUACAUAGUUCGAUUUUUCUGUUUCUAAUAAAGUGCGCGGGGGAGAGGCUGAUCAAUGAGUUUCUUGAAGCAAAACAAGAGUACGACCAUUUUGACAGAAAAAUAGAACAACGAAUACUGGGAUGAAUCCGUAAUCGUUACAGGUCAUUGUGGCUACUUUUUAAGUAAAGCUUUUGAAGGUCGCGAAUCAGAUUGACUUUAAGAUAUUUCACGGUCAGCUUGGAAGGUUUAAGAACUUCUAAAACUCAAUGGAUCGAUCGAUAGAUCUAUAAUGUUGAUACACAAUCGACGACGGAAAAAUGCGAGCGACACAAGGUUCUACAUAAUAGCUGCUUAUUAUAUGAUAAAUUAACUUGUACAAGUGCGAGACUAUGGUGGAUCGUGUCGAGAUAGUCAGGAGAUAGCUGACAAUAACACACAGGCACAUACAUGCGCGCACAUACACUUAAAUAUAUAUUUAAAAAAAAGGAAAACAUGACGAUAAUGCUAAAACCUCGUUUCGAAAAAUAUAUAUAAGUAUAUAGAAGUAAAACGAUUGCGCAGAGUCGAGCACGGAAGCGGAAAAUUUUAAAACGUUCGAUUCGAGUUUAGACACAAAAAAUACACACGUAUGCAUACGAGAAGAAACGCACAUGCAGCCACGCUUUAGGAUACGCAUAGACACAAAAACUACAAGCGUAUUGUAUGAAUGCGAGCGAUUUUCAGCGAGUCCGGGGUAUUGUCGUUUCGUUUCAGCGCCGAUGGUGGUUCUUUGACUUGAAUGUGCAUUAAAAUAUUUGAGAUUAUUGUUAAAGAUUUUGUAUUAUCGCCCGAUGGAUGCGAUUAUUCGCGAAAACAUGCUUACAAAACAUUUAUAAAGCAGUUCGAUAAAGCGUCUAUUAUCGGAUAAGAUUAUUUGCCACCGCAGGAAAGCAUUUGCUAAUUUGAUCUACUAAUUUGAUAUUCAAUCGAGUGGCGAGAUUAUGAUAAAUCUGAUAUUCUGUUGUCCUAUUGGACUUGACAUUUUCUAUGCACUGUGUAAUCUAGACAUCCCUGAUAUUAUCGCAUUCAUAUUUAUUUUUAUAUCAACUGCAAUUGAUACAAAGAUGAUUAUACAAAUAAAAAAAGCGCAGAUUGAUCAAUAUACAAUAGACACUAUCUUUCUUUUUUUUUAAUGCACAAUCGUAUUUGUAUUGUAAGUUUUGUAUCCGUCUCUUGCAUAACAAAAGUAAAAAUCCAAGUCUUCUACAUUGAGUACAGUUAUUGAGCCCAAUUUUAUGAAGUAAAGGUAUCUUUCACUAUGAAAGAUGAAUAAGAAUAUUGUAUGCAUUGAUCGUUUGUUUUAUGAAGUGACGUUAUAUGUAAGAGUAUAAAAUUUUCGUUGUACGAAGAUUUGGAAAUGGACUGCCGAAAAUAAAAGAGUAUCCCAAGAAACAGAUCACCAUAAUAAAUGCUCACACAACACGCAUAGUUACUAUAUAACACUAUUGACGAUUAUAUAAAUAAACCGUAAUAUAUUGCUGAUUAUCGAUUCGAAUAUCAAGUAUGCAACGUUUUUAAUAAAUUAUUUUGAAGAUUGA
Molecule: messenger RNA, 12707 nt
Organism: Nasonia vitripennis (jewel wasp)
Lineage: Eukaryota; Metazoa; Arthropoda; Insecta; Hymenoptera; Pteromalidae
Exons: 14
Coding region: 2909-6214 (1101 amino acids)
Cellular component (GO): plasma membrane
Molecular function (GO): protein binding
Source: RefSeq, a predicted model, not a curated record